Messenger RNA from Fusarium venenatum, 639 nucleotides. Lineage: Eukaryota; Fungi; Ascomycota; Sordariomycetes; Hypocreales; Nectriaceae. The record is from RefSeq and is a predicted model, not a curated record.
AUGCCAGCAUCCGGUGACCAGACUUUCAUGCGAGGCUUUUUCGCUUACCCAGGCCGUCAAAUUCAAUCCAGGUUUUUCGUGUCGCAAAGUAAUCUCGGACCCAAGCCACUCGUGUCUAUCCGUAUACGCAUCCAACCACGACUGGUGAUGCGGAUCGCAUCCUUUCCAAAUAUGGCGUACAAAUUUUCUUGGUACAGCCAGUGGACCCUUGUGGACACGUGCGAGUCAUGUCGUUAUGCUUGUAGGGCUAAGCUAGACUGCCUUGUUCAUGAUGAUUGCCAUCUCUACAUACUUGUCAGGGAUGUUGAGAACAACUACCGGGCUCGGGAGGUUUGCAACUCCCAUGCAAGGGGCGCAAAUCCAUACAUCCAAGCGGAUGACUUCCUUGGAAAUAAGACGUACGCGGGUUUAAAAUUCCCGAUCGUCGUGCCCAUUUCUUUGAUGCCAAGAUGCUUGAUGUGCAUCAGUGCGACCUUGACGACGAUCCACAGUGAGGACUCGAUCUUUGGACUAGAAGACACGGUCAUGGACAUAAAAACACCAGGUCCAGGCCUGAUAAUGACCACAAGGAUUAUCCUAAGGAAUUCGGCAAAAGGUUUCCGCAUAUCAUAUACUCAGGAAGAGACCCGAGAGCUAUGA